UUUUUAAAUAAAAAAAAAACUAUUUUCUUUUUAUAUGUGGCUUAUUUCAAAUGUGCAACUUUAAAAAAAGGGGGUUUAUAUGCACCAUGUUCUUUUUCCUCUUUUUAUUAAUCAUUAUUAGACCAUGUCAAAAGAUCCUUGGGAUGAUUGGGAAACAGCGACAGAGGCUGGUUUAAACGAUAUUCCUAAAUCAAAAACAUUGUCAAAUCAACAAUUAUGGGAAAAAGCCAACGCUUAUUCAACUCCCAUGAUUGUUCAUACCAAUCAAAAACAUACUGAAUAUAAACCAGAGCUUAAAAUCUUGAAAAGAUCAGCAGACAUCAAACCUGAUUUAGAUCCUGCUAAAAAGACAGUACAGGUCAAAGCAUUGGCUCAAAGACAAAAAGACUAUGAAGAAGCCAAACGUCGCAUCGAAGAAAAGUUUAAUAAAAAAUCAUAGUCUUCGGACUUUUAGAUAGUGACUAGUUUCCUCUAAACAAAGCGCAGCGGUCU
Molecule: messenger RNA, 492 nt
Organism: Gilbertella persicaria
Lineage: Eukaryota; Fungi; Mucoromycota; Mucoromycetes; Mucorales; Choanephoraceae
Exons: 4
Coding region: 125-439 (104 amino acids)
Source: RefSeq, a predicted model, not a curated record